Musca vetustissima is the source of this 997-nucleotide messenger RNA. RefSeq lists its product as uncharacterized. Bases 20 to 997 code for a protein of 325 amino acids. Gene Ontology annotation, cellular component: early endosome. Gene Ontology annotation, biological process: vesicle cytoskeletal trafficking. The transcript is spliced from 2 exons. The record is from RefSeq and is a predicted model, not a curated record. NCBI's taxonomy places the organism in Eukaryota, Metazoa, Arthropoda, Insecta, Diptera, Muscidae.
UACCCAUUUUAAAGCGGAAAUGGAUAACAAUUAUCCCAAAAGUCUGGUGGAUCAUUACCUAAAGGUAUCCGCAAAGCUAAAGAAAAUUGAAAAGGCCAUGUUCAAACGUUUUGGUCCCAAUGUUUCAGAAGUAAUGGAUGAUUAUGCUCGCCUGGCCAUAAAGUUCGAGGAAGCUGGUAUUUACCAAUAUGCGGCUAUGUGUCAGUUGGGUGUGGCCAAAUGUGAAAAUUAUCUACAAAAUUCCAUGGCAGAAUGUCAAGCUCUACUAAAAGCUGCCCGACUUUUUCUUAGGGCCCAUGAAGAAAUGGAAUCACUGCUAUUGAGAUCAAAUCGUCAGGAAUAUCGAGAGACUGCAUUGCAUUGUUUUACACAGGCUAUUGAUAAGUCACCGGAUGACAGUGUCAUUAAGGCUGCAAUUAUAAGAGAAAUGUCUCCGCUACAGCCCCAUUAUGAGGGAACAAGUUCAUUUAAUUCACCGGCCCAUCGCAUCUAUGAACUGGAAUUGGCCACGGAACAAAGUGUUAUGAAUCGUGAUUUCCUAACAGCUCUACAGCAAUUGGAUGAUAUUGUCGAUAAUAUUUACGAGCGUAAAAAGCAAAAUCUUUACCAAGAAGUAUUGGCCAAAUCUGAGGUAUAUCGUAUAUUGCUAUUGGUAGCAUUAACCUUACCACCGGCUCGACAGACACCCGCUCACAUUAAACUAAUUGAAUUCUAUACACAAUUGGCAGAAUUCCAACAGGAAGAAGAUAUUUGCCCGAGUCCAUCACAGUCGCCCUGCAAGUCGGUACCACAAUUGUAUGCCUCAUGGCGGCCGGGUUUGUUUUUGACGCAAUAUCAGAAAUAUGCCUUAGCGGAAAUAGUAUUGGCAUGGCAUUUGUCUAAACCGCGUGAACUUCGAGUAGCCUUACAAGAGUUCCGUCAUAGCUUUAGUUCCCUGAAUGAUACACAGCGGUAUCUUAUUAAUUGUAUAAUCGAAAAAGUCGAUAAAAAAUGUUAA